GCUUGUGCGCGGAGUGGUGGCGGGGGGUGUCCCACAGGUUGUGACGUCAGAGGACCGGGUCACGUGCCGGGCUGCGUGCGCGCGCGGCUGACGUGUGGGGAACCCCGGAACCCCCCCCCCCCACACCCCCAACCAACCCAGGGACUGCAAGUGCAGCACUUACAGCAGACAAAUGAUGAAGCAACGUGAAUCAUCGGGGCCGGACUGUCAUCGAGGUUUGUCCUUGGAUGGAGAGAGAGAUGAGCACGGCUUAGAGGAACCCCAAACCUGUUCAGUGUGCGGACUUGGCUUCAGUCGACUGGCCGACAUGGAGUGUCACCCGAGCAGCCACGCCAGGCAGAAACGCUACAAGUGUGACGUGUGUGGCAAGGCCUGGCCUUUCCCUUAUCUGCUGGAGGCCCACCGCCGGGUCCACACCGGUGAGCGGCCGUUUGUCUGCUCCGUCUGUGGAAAAGGGUUUGCCAAGUCCAACAGCCUGCUGGCCCACGGCAUUGUGCACACCGGCGAGCGCCCCUUCACUUGCUCCGUCUGCGACAAGGGCUUCACCCAGUCCUCCAAGCUGCUCAGCCACCAGCGGGUCCACACCGGCGAGCGGCCCUUCGUCUGCCCUGUGUGCGGGGCGCGGUUCACCCUCUCCACCCACGCCCUGGCCCACCAGCGGGUCCACACUGACGAGCGCCCCUUCAGUUGUUCCUUCUGCGGCAAGGGCUUCAAGACGUCCCAGUAUCUGAAGGAGCACCGGCGGGUCCACACAGGGGAGAGGCCCUUCACCUGCCCCGAGUGCGGCAAGGGCUUCACCCGACUCUCCAGCCUGCGGCAGCACCAGCGGGUCCACACCGGGGAGCGGCCCUUCGCCUGUCCCGUCUGCGGCAAGGGCUUCACCCGCUCCUCCAACCUCCUACAGCACCAACGCAUCCACACUGGGGAGAAGCCCUUCACCUGCCCUGAAUGCAGCAAGGGAUUUAGCCGGAUGGAUCACCUGCUCAAACACCAGAGGGUCCAUGCCCACCAUGUUGCCUUCCCGAGCUAGUCCCAUCUGCCGGCCUUUGGGCCGUAUCCCUCUGAACCUUUCCUAUCCACGGACCUGUCCAAGUGCCUUUUAAAUGUCGUUAAUGUUCCUGCCUCACCCACUUCCUCUGGCAGCUCGUUCCACACACGGACCACCCUCUGGGUAAAACAUUUGCCCCUCAGGUCCCCAUUAAAUCUUUUCCUUCAACCUGUGCUCUCCAGUUCUAGACUCCCCUACCCUGGGGAAAGGAAUGUGACCUACCACCUUAUCGAUGCCCCUCAUGAUUUUAUAAACUUCUGUAAGGUCACCCCUCAGCCUCCUUCACUCCAGGGAAAACUUGGAAUCCCUCCUUAUAACUCAAGCCCUUCGGUCCUGGCAACGCUUGUCUGCACACUCUCCAGCUCAAUAACAUCCUUCCUACAGCUGGGUGAUCAGAACUGCACCCAGUUCUCCAGGUGCUAUCUCACCAACAUCUUAACCCCUUUGGAAGCAUGUUGGAGCCAGUUCAGUGAAGCCCUCCUGUGCACUCUCCGAGGUGCCUGGAAGUGAGGUUCCUGGCAUACUACUGCCUUCAACCCCUAUCCUCCCAGCUCCAGAGACCCAAGUUCGAUCAUGACCUCUGCCGCUGUCUGUGAGCUUGGAGUUUGCAUGUUCUCCCUGUGACCGCAUGGGUUCUCACCGGGUGUUCUGGUCUCCACCCACAGAAGUGCCAGGUCGGUGGGUUAAUCACCAUUGUAAAUUGUCCACUCGUGUGUGGGUGUGUGGGGGGGGGGGGGGGGUAGAAUCUGGGGGGAGUUGAUGGGAAUGUGGGGAGAAUGAGAUGGAAUCAGUGUAGGUGGGUCAGCAUUAUCCAAUGAGCUGAAGGGCCUGUUUCUAUACUGUAUCUCCCUAUGACUCCACUGUGGGAGGCCAGGCUUGUGGUAGGUUUAUCUUGAAUUUAGUGAAAGCUGGGUGCUGCCUGGAUGAAAAUGGUUCUUAGAACAUAGACGUGGAGAGGUUCCCUAACUCAGACUCUGAGUGACAGGUGGCUUGGCAAGAUCACCUCCUCCUCGCCUGUAAUGAACAACCCAGGAGACCAGAUCGCUAGGAUUCAGCAGUUCCCAGGACCACAGGGUGAUGGAGAGAGGGGCUGUGCAUCUCCCACAGUUGGGGAAACCUGCUGAGGCUUGUGAUAAACAUCAAGACUGCAGUUAGAUGUCACCCUCACAGACCAACUCCCUCAGUUUCACCCACAUUUCUUUCCACCAAUACUGUCCAUCUCAAGGGAUGUGGACUUUGCAGGCUGAGCCAGCAUUUAAUUGCCCAUCCCUAGUUGUCCUUGAGAAGGUGGUGGCGAGCUGCCUUCUUGAACCGCAGCAGUCCUUGAGGUGUGGGUGUACUCACAAUGCCAGGACUUUGACCCAGCGAUGGUGAAGGAAUGGCAAUGUAUUUCCCAGUGUGGGGCUCGGAGGGGAACCUCCAGGGGGGGUGUUCCCCGUGCCUUUGCUGCCCUUCUCCUGGUAGAGGGGGUGGGGUUGGAAGGUGCUGCCUGAGGAGUCUCGGUGAGUUGCUGCAGUGCAUCCUGUAGAUGGUCCAUACUGCUGCUGUGUGUGGGUGGUGGGGUGAGUGAGUGGGUGUGGAGAGCGUGACUGUCAAGUGGGCUGCUGUGUCCUGGAUGGUGUCAAGCUUCUUGAGUGUUGUUGAAGCUGCACUCAUGCAGGCAAGUGGGGAGUGUUCCAACACUCUCUACCCUGUGAAGGCGAGUGGGGAGUGUCACGUCGCUCUCUACGCUGUGAAGGCGAGUGGGGAGUGUCCCGUCGCUCCCUCCGUUGUGAAGGCGAGUGGGGAGUGUCCCAUCGCCCUCCACCCUGUGAAGGCGAGUGGGGAGUGUCCCGUCGCCCUCCACCCUGUGAAGGCGAGUGGGGAGUGUCCCGUCGCCCUCCACCCUGUGAAGGCAAGUGGGGAGUGUCCCGUCGCCCUCCACCCUGUGAAGGCGAGUGGGGAGUGUCCCGUCGCCCUCCACCCUGUGAAGGCAAGUGGGGAGUGUCCCGUCGCCCUCCUGUCUUAAACUUUGUAGAUGGUGGAUGGGCUUUGGGGAAUUGGGAGGGCAGUUACUCACCACAGGAUCCCCAGCCUCUGACCUGCUCUUGUGGCCACACUGUGGAUAUGGCUGCUCGAGGUCAGGGUCUGGUCAGUGGUAACCCCCAGGACAUUGAUGAUGGGGGAUUCAGCGAUGGGUGUUAGCUCGAUUUUCUCUUGUUGGAUAUUGUCAUUGCCCGGCACCAGUAUGACACAAACGUUACAGCAUCUGCAGUCUGCUUUUCAUUUCCUUUUGGUGUGCACACCUCGGUUGUAAACUGCUGCGUACUCAGUGGGGUAAUGGGUACGGUAACUCGUAACUGAAGUGGUUGCAAACUACCGGUCGUGGUGUGUGGGAACAGUGGCCUGACUGCAAUAAAAACAAUUCUCUUGAAACUGAGUCUGGAAGUGACCAACUUUUGCGCUCAGCUCCCUUCUCUUCUAACUUCACCCAAGGCAAGUUGAGGCGACAGUCACUUCGGGGGUGAAAUUGAGCUUGGUGUUUCCACAGUGUUACAGAACAUAGAACAGUACAGCACAACACAGGCCCUUCGGCCCACAAUGUUGUGCUGACCGUUAAACGUUGUCUAAGACUAUCUAACCCCUUCCUCCGACAUAUCCCUCUAUUUUAAAUUCCUCCAUAUGCUUAUCUAACAAUCUCUUGAAUUUGACCGAUGUACCUGCCUCCACCACCACCCCAGGCAGCGCAUUCCACACCCCAACCACUCUCUGGGUAAAAAACCUCCCUCUGACAUCUCCCUUGAACUUCCCACCCAUUACUUUAAAGCCAUGCCCUCUUGUAUUGAGCAUUGGUGCCCUGGGAAAGAGGCGCUGGCUGUCCACCCUAUCUAUUCCUCUUAAUAUUUUGUACACCUCUAUCAUGUCUCCUCUCAUCCUCCUUCUCUCCAAAGAGUAAAGCCCUAGCUCCCAUAGUCUCUCCUCAUAAUGAAUACUCUCUAAACCAGGCAGCAUCCUGGUAAAUCUCCUCUGCGCCCUCUCCAACGCCUCCACAACCUUCCUAUAAUGAGGCGACCAGAACUGGACACAGUACUCUAAGUCUGGUCUAACCUGAGUUUUGUAGAGCUGCAUUGUUACCUCGCGGCUCUUAAACUCAAUCCCACGAUUUAUGAAAGCUAACAUCCCAUAAGCUUUCUUAACUACCCUAUCCACCUGUGAGGCAACUUUCAGGGAUCUGUGGAUAUGAACCCCCAGAUCCCUCUGCUCCUCCACACUCCCCAGGAUCCUGCCAUUAACUUUGUACUCUGCCUUUGAGUCUGCCCUUCCAAAGUGCACCACCUCACACUUCUCCGGAUUGAACUCCAUCUGCCACUUCUGUUCCUGUGAGUCGAAGACUCAUCCAGCGCCUCUUUUCGUACCCCACAUUCUCCCUGUAAGCUGUGGGUUAGCUGGAAAGGGUGCAGACAAGAUUCAUCUGUUUCUGUGAUGUGACUCCAUGAAACAUGUGGUGUAACUCUUAAAUGUAUGAAGCUAAGUAUUCUCUUGCAAGUCUGCUUAUUUUGCCCUUAAAAUAGUUGCCUGGGCCAGUUGACUUUCUAACUUUGUGCCAUGAUCAGUGGUUUCAACAGAAAUGAAAGCUGGUGUGGUUGUGGAGAGCGAGCAAUGCUGUGGCAGGAUAUAAAUCAGUUGGGGAGAGCAUUGGCAGGUGGGAUUUAAUCCCAACCAUUGCGAGGUGAUGCAGUUUGGAAGGUCAGACAAGGGUAGGGUCCAGGGGAGUGUUGAUAAGCAGAGGGAAUAAGGGCUAUGGCCUGCAAAUGGAGGCCUGUUGCUAGGAAAAGGUCUGUGCUAUUUAAGAAAGAUGUUCUGGCAAUGCAGAUAUACUGAAUGGCCAGCUGACGUAUGAUAAGAUACUGAAGGUGGCCGAGGUCCCAACUACCCCGAAUUGAGUGAAUCACUCCCCUGGGAGCAGCGACCGCUGAUACAAGGGCCAGCAGCAAGUUGGGAGACACGGAGAUAGAGUUCUACAGCACGGAAACAGGCCCUUCAGCCCAACUGGUCCAUACUGACCAAGGUGCCUACCUGACCUCGUCCCAUUGGCUGUGUUCCAUGUUUUGUGUGACAAUGCUGCGGUCAGUUUUUCAUUGCACCUGUGCAUACAGGUACUUGUGCAUCUGACAAUAAACUCGAUCAA
Molecule: messenger RNA, 5216 nt
Organism: Pristis pectinata (smalltooth sawfish)
Lineage: Eukaryota; Metazoa; Chordata; Chondrichthyes; Rhinopristiformes; Pristidae
Product: gastrula zinc finger protein xLCGF3.1-like
Exons: 2
Coding region: 173-1030 (285 amino acids)
Source: RefSeq, a predicted model, not a curated record